CUCUACCAGGCGCGGGUUCCGUUCCGGCCGCGCCGGGCAGCAUGACGUCCGCCUUGGAGAACUACAUCAACCGUAUCCUCGGGCGGCGGGCAGUGAGCGUGGGAACACUGAAAGGCUUUGACCAGACCAUUAACUUGAUUUUGGACGAAAGCCAUGAACGAGUGUUCAGCUCUUCACAGGGAGUAGAGCAGGUGGUGCUGGGGUUGUACAUUGUGAGAGGCGACAAUGUUGCAGUCAUUGGGGAAAUUGAUGAAGAGACCGAUUCUGCGCUCGACUUGGGCAACAUCCGGGCAGAACCUCUGAACUCCGUGGCACACUGAGGAAGAGCUGCCUGACUGGCCGUCUGUAAAUCUUUGUAUAGAAACUGACUAUUCUGAAGACGAUGUAGGAUUUUUACGAGCAUGUAAUUGUGAUUUGUUGUCAUAUGUAAAUUAAAAUGUUUCUACCAGUUUUUGAAAAAAUUUUGGCCUAAGUCAUAAGUUUUGAUAGUUUGGUUUUAUUUUUGUAUUAAAUAAUGUGUGAGGUCUAAUAGUAAUCUAGGAAACUUUUGGAAAGCAGUACUGUCUUAAGUUAUAAUUGAACAUUAUAGAAAAUCAUUGAAAAGAGGAAUUUCAUAUGUCAUAAAGCAUGCAAGGAGUCAGUGGUUCAGAGUAUGUUUUUUUUUUAAGGAAAAAUUCUUACUAUUUUUAAGAAAACCACAGGAGUACAAAUUGUAUUUUGAACUACUGUUAUUUAUCUGUGCAGCACUGGCAGUUCCUUGCCAAUGCUAGUGAAAGUUGCUCCCUGGCACUUAGAGGCCUGGGUAAAAUGUGGGGUUCUAAAAAAACAAAAAUGCUACCAAAGUUUUGAAAAUGUUUUGGACCCAAAGUUAUAACAUGAGCAUUAAGCAUGACUGGGAAACAGGAUUAAUGAGGAGGAUAUUGGUAAACUGGCUGCCCAAUAAGUGAGAUACAAAAGAAGUAUGAUUGCAUUAUUGACUUUUAUGAGCAGUACAUUACCUGAAAAAAUUGAUGCAAUACAUUAUCGCUUUUACUCUGGGCCAGCGUGGUGGCUCUGCAGGCUAAUCCACCUGCAAGUACUGGCAUCCCUUAUGGAUUCCAGUUCUUGUCCUGGCUGCUCUACUUCCAAUCCAACUGCCUGCCUGUGGCCUGUGAAAGCAGCAAAGGAGGAG
Molecule: messenger RNA, 1171 nt
Organism: Ochotona princeps (American pika)
Lineage: Eukaryota; Metazoa; Chordata; Mammalia; Lagomorpha; Ochotonidae
Gene: LSM8
Product: LSM8 homolog, U6 small nuclear RNA associated
Exons: 3
Coding region: 42-320 (92 amino acids)
Biological process (GO): mRNA splicing, via spliceosome
Cellular component (GO): U6 snRNP; U4/U6 x U5 tri-snRNP complex; precatalytic spliceosome
Molecular function (GO): RNA binding
Source: RefSeq, a predicted model, not a curated record